AUGCCUUCGGAAGGGAGAGAAUGUAUUUCGAUCCACAUUGGGCAAGCAGGGGCACAAGUUGGAAAUGCUUGUUGGGAGUUGUAUUGCUUGGAACAUGGCAUUGAUCAAAGUGGAUUUCUACAUGAGUCCAUCGACCAGAAGAAGAUGAAUUCACAGUCGCUUCAAGCAUUCUAUUCUGAGUCUAGCAAUGGGAAGUUCGUUCCAAGGGCCAUCUAUAUUGACCUCGAACCGACUGUGCUCGUUCAGAGGUUCCCUUACAGGACACCCGAAACACAAGAGGCAAUUCAUUCUAUUGCAGACGAGAUUCGUACGGGCGCGUUUUCGGGACUUUUUCAUCCGGAUCAGAUCAUCAGCGGUAAGGAAGAUGCAGCCAACAAUUACGCACGAGGACACUACACCCUAGGAAAGGAGUUGAUAGAUACCGUAUUGGAACGCAUCAGGAAACAAACUGAGACCUGCAUGGGACUUCAAGGUUUUCUCGUUUUCCACUCGUUUGGUGGUGGCACCGGUAGUGGAUUCAGCUCUCUACUCAUGGAAAGGCUGAGCACUGAAUACGGAAAGAAGAGCAAACUUGAAUUCAGUAUCUAUCCAGCACCACAGGUCUCAACAGCCGUAGUGGAACCAUAUAACUCAAUUCUGACGACUCACUGCACACUGGAACACUCGGACUGCUCCUUCAUGGUCGACAACGAAGCUAUCUACGACGUAUGUAGAAGAAAUCUCAAUGUUGAGCGUCCAUCAUACGUGAAUCUGAAUCGUCUUAUCGCCCAAAUCGUUUCUUCUAUAACUGCAUCGCUUCGUUUUGACGGCGCCCUCAAUGUCGAUUUGACCGAAUUUCAGACCAAUCUCGUACCGUAUCCACGAAUCCAUUUUCCUCUGGCUACCUACGCUCCAGUCAUAUCUGCAGAAAAAGCCUACCAUGAGCCAUUAUCCGUGCAAGACAUCACUAACAUGUGCUUCGAGCCCUACAAUCAAAUGGUUAAGUGUGAUCCACGAACUGGGAAAUACAUGGCAGUCUGCUUGCUGUAUCGUGGUGAUGUGGUACCGAAAGACGUCAAUGCUGCAAUCGCCGCUGUGAAGCUCAAGAAAGGAAUUCAGUUUGUAGAUUGGUGUCCGACAGGUUUCAAAGUUGGAAUCAACUAUGAGCCACCAACAGCUGUAGAAGGAGGAGAUCUUGCGAAGGUGAGUGAAAUUCUGUGUCCAACAGGAUUCAAAGUUGGAAUCAACUAUGAGCCACCAACAGCUGUAGAAGGUGGAGACCUUGCGAAGGUACAUCGAGCUGUAUGUAUGCUUUCAAACACCACUUCCAUAGCAGAAGCGUGGGCCAGGCUCGAUCAUAAAUUCGAUUUGAUGUAUACAAAGCGAGCAUUUGUACAUUGGUACGUUGGAGAAGGCAUGGAGGAGGGCGAAUUCAGUGAAGCCAGAGAGGAUUUGGCA
Molecule: messenger RNA, 1437 nt
Organism: Haemonchus placei
Lineage: Eukaryota; Metazoa; Nematoda; Chromadorea; Rhabditida; Trichostrongylidae
Source: the annotation of a GenBank genome assembly